AUGCACCCUGUGCUGAAAGCCUUUGUUUGUGGCUCCAUCAGUGGAACCUGUUCCACAUUGCUAUUCCAGCCUCUAGACCUCCUUAAAACCCGGCUACAGACCCUGCAACCAUCUGUCAAUGGGUCAGGUCGUGUUGGGAUGGUCAGUCUGCUCUUUAAGGUUGUUCGCACAGAAAGCAUCCUGGGGCUGUGGAAAGGUGUUUCUCCUUCAUUUGCAAGAUGCAUCCCAGGAGUGGGGAUUUACUUCAGCACUUUAUAUAUGAUAAAGCAGCAGCUUCUGCUGGAUCGUUCCCCUACAGCUUUUGAAUCGGGUCUGCUGGGUGCAACCUCUCGUACCGUAGCAGUCGUUUGCAUGUUGCCUGUCACAGUAGUGAAAACACGAUACGAGAGUGGAAGGUAUGGCUAUGAGAGCGUACAUGGAGCCCUGAGAAAUAUCUACCGGUCAGAAGGGGUCCACGGCUUGUUUAGUGGCUUGACAGCAACACUCCUGCGAGAUGCGCCCUUCUCUGGCAUCUAUCUGAUGUUCUACACGCAGACCAAGAAGAUUGUCCCUUAUGAUCAGUUGGAUCCAGCACUCACACCUUUAGUGAACUUUGGCUGUGGAACGUUUGCUGGAAUUCUGGCAUCUCUGGCUACGCAGCCUGCUGAUGUCAUCAAAACCCAUAUACAGCUGUCAUCUGAAAAGCACCAUCGGACAGGAGAAGCAAUUUCCUUCAUUUUCAGGGAUUAUGGGCUGGCGGGCUUCUUCCGCGGUGCUGUCCCAAGAGCUUUGCGGCGCACACUGAUGGCAGCUAUGGCGUGGACUGUGUAUGAACAGAUGAUGUCAAAAAUGGGCUUGAAAUCUUGAAUGACUUGUGCUGGAAGACAAAUAACCUGACUUUGGUUCU
Molecule: messenger RNA, 886 nt
Organism: Euleptes europaea (tarantolino)
Lineage: Eukaryota; Metazoa; Chordata; Lepidosauria; Squamata; Sphaerodactylidae
Gene: SLC25A38
Product: solute carrier family 25 member 38
Exons: 6
Coding region: 1-846 (281 amino acids)
Biological process (GO): glycine import into mitochondrion
Cellular component (GO): mitochondrion; mitochondrial inner membrane
Molecular function (GO): glycine transmembrane transporter activity
Source: RefSeq, a predicted model, not a curated record